This is a messenger RNA of Triplophysa dalaica, 1649 nucleotides long. RefSeq names its product neuronal acetylcholine receptor subunit alpha-9. Gene Ontology annotation, molecular function: acetylcholine-gated monoatomic cation-selective channel activity; transmembrane signaling receptor activity. Lineage: Eukaryota; Metazoa; Chordata; Actinopteri; Cypriniformes; Nemacheilidae. The record is from RefSeq and is a predicted model, not a curated record. Gene Ontology annotation, biological process: chemical synaptic transmission; monoatomic ion transmembrane transport; regulation of membrane potential. Gene Ontology annotation, cellular component: postsynaptic membrane; neuron projection; synapse.
ACAAGGCACUGUCUUGAUGGGAAUAACCAACAAUUACUACUUCUGUCUUCUUAUGACCGCAUGAGUUUUUUUUUAUUCUUCAUUCACGAGAAAAAAUGAAUCCACGUUGUGUUUUGGCUACUGUGCAUUUGCUCGCCACCAUUGGCUUUAUUCCAGUAUCUUUGUGUGCCCAGGGGAGAUAUGCACACAAGUUGCUGAAUGAUUUGUUCAUGAAUUAUACCAGUGCAUUGAGGCCUGUUGAAGACACGGACAACAUCAUUAACGUCACUCUGCAAAUCACUCUCUCACAGAUCAUUGAUAUGGAUGAAAGGAACCAGAUCCUGACAACAUAUCUGUGGAUUCGCCAGGUGUGGUUUGACACCUACCUCACCUGGAAGAAGACAGAUUACGAUGGGCUUGAUACCAUUCGUAUACCUAGUAGUUAUGUAUGGAGACCUGAUAUUGUCCUAUAUAACAACGCAGAUGACCAAUUCUCCAGCUCUAUGGAGACCAAUGUGGUGAUACGUCAUGAUGGCCAGAUCAUGUGGGACCAGCCGGAAAUAACCAAGAGCUCUUGCAAUGUGGAUGUAUCCUUCUUUCCAUUUGAUGCACAGCAAUGCCGCCUCACCUUCGGCUCCUGGACACACAACGGUAACCAGAUAGACCUUCAUAACGCCCUGGACAGUGCUGACCUGGCUGACUUUGUGGAGAACGUGGAGUGGGAGGUUCUGGGAAUGCCGGCCAAGAAGAACAUCAUCCUCUAUGGCUGCUGCUCAGACCCCUAUCCUGAUAUCACAUUCACACUUCACCUGAAUAGAAGAGCUUCCUUCUACAUCUUUAAUCUGCUCAUACCAUGCAUGAUGAUCUCCUUCCUGGCUCCGCUGGGCUUCUACCUGCCGGCUGACUCUGGAGAAAAAGUAUCUCUGGGGGUCACAGUGUUACUGGCCCUAACUGUCUUCCAGCUGCUUGUCGCUGAGAGCAUGCCUCCUUCAGAGCAUGUGCCGCUUAUUGGGAAAUAUUACAUCGCCACAAUGACCAUGAUCACAGCUUCUACAGCCAUGACCAUCUUUAUUAUGAACAUCCACCACUGCGGACCUGAUGCCCAACCUGUUCCCGCCUGGGCCAGACGCUUUAUUCUGAACUAUCUUGCUCGAAUCUGCUUUGUUUAUGAUGUGGGCGAGAGCUGCCUUCCCGCUCACAAAGACAAAUCUGCCCAGAAAGAAUCCAGUUGCGCUGUAAACGGCCGUGCCGGGGGUGAGGACUUGGCUCUGAGGGUACGAGGAAUUUCUAAAGACAAAUUGAAUGAAGACGUCAGUCCUACUCUGUCUACUGGAAAGGAGUCAGCAGGUGCCUGGACAGAUAGCAACUGUGUGGGCAUGGACCCUGGUGAGAUGGGAGGAGCUACUGCGGGUUGUGGAGGUAAAGAAGGAGAAAGUGGAAUGGAUGGAAACAAGAGGGAGAUGGUUCUCGAAGGUCAGUGUAAAUGCCAUCACCAAACCCUCCUGAGGAACGUUGAGUACAUCGCUAAUUAUUAUUAUGAUCAGAAGGCCACACAGAGACGGACAGGGGAGUGGCGCAAAGUCGCCAAAGUCAUGGAUCGCUUUUUUAUGUGGAUCUUCUUCAUUAUGGUGUUCCUCAUGAGUUUGCUUAUAAUAGGAAAAGCGGUCUGA